UGCGUAAAGGACCACCAAAAGUAUUCACUCAAGUGAAAAUACAUUUACCCAUCAAACAAACCCUCGUACGGCGGCUUCGAUAAAUAAGGAUACAUUUUAUCGGGGAAAUAAAACGUGAUCGCGAUCACAAAAAAAAAGAUAUAUUUUAUCGGUGGAAUAAAAUUGCCUGAGCUUGGAUAGUGGAUCGUUGGAAUUAUUUUACAAAAACAAUAUCCUAGUACCUACCUAUAGGACGUUCGACUUUCAAUCCAGAGGUCGCGUGUUCAAAUCCUGGCGCGUACCAAUGAGUUUUUCGGAACUUAUUCCGUACUUAAGUUCCGAAAAACAUUUGAUAUUGACCACUAGCUUUUCGGUGAAGGAAAACAUCGUGGAGAACUCUAACUUCGAGAAGAAAGAUAAAUAAAGAAAAUAAUAAGAACGUUAUCAUAAUAAUUCUUGUUAUCUUAAAAUGUACUAACAAUAAAAUGGCCACAAUCUGAAACUCUGAAAUAAUUAUGUAAGAUAUAAAUGCUCUUUUAUUUAUAUUAUUUAUUAUUAAUAUAAUAAUUAUAUCACAACCUCUUUUAAGUCUCGAAACAUGGUAGUGGUGAAUGGUAAUGGUACUGGAACUUUGUUUUUUUUUGUACCAAUAUGAUCUGCAUGUAUAUACGUGUAGUCUGUGCAAAUAAAUUCUUUGAAUCUUUGGUCUACUUUAAAUUGGUAUAUAUCAACAUACCCACCAGAAAACAGUACGUAAUUUAAAUUUUUUAAAUAAAUUUUAUACUUUGGAGCUAAUUUUGGACCAACGAAGCCACAUUUUAGGGUAAACCUUGGGUAUUCGAUGAAACGUUAAAAACAAACAAUACAUCAAGGUCUACUCGGCCGGCAAGCCCUUCUUCCCGGCCUUGGGAUUUCGAUUGUAAUUCAAGAAGACGAAUGUGAAAAGUUAAUGCAACGAAUAGUAAUGGGGUUAUAAAAGUUGGGCACUUCCCGUGUUUGAUUUACGAACAAAAUGUGGGCAUUUCCGACAUAUAUUUAAUAAAAGUAGAUUACUUUACGUCAUAAUUCAUUAAGAUAAGCGACAGAGUCAGGAAUCUGGUUUCAUAAACUCAAUUGCACCAUCGUCAGCUCUUGUUUAUUGCUUAGAUACCGAAUAUAUUCAAAUACACUUAUCUUGGGUUUAUACUUUGUAACAGACUAUAAUAUAAAACUAUUACUUACUAUCUCGCAGUUCACCGCUUAACUCCAUAGGCGCGUCACAUGUUGGAAAAAUGCAGGAAAUCGGAAGACAAAUCGACGGGAGGCGUCGAAAUGGCCUUCCAGAUAUACAAGAAAAACAAGAAUCCCAAGAAGUGACCUACGAUGACCUGUUGUCUUCGGCCGGCGAGUUCGGCCUCUAUCAAAAAAUCUUAUUCAUAUCCACAUUUCCUUUCUAUGCAUUCGGAGUCGUGUCGUAUUUCCAACAGCUGUUUAUUACUGAAGUGUCGCCGAACCAUUGGUGCAAUAUUCCCGAGCUAGCGAAUCUGACCGCACUGCAGCGCCGGGCGCUGGCUAUCCCCGCUGAUGCAGACGCUAGGUUCGGAUACUCGCAGUGCUCAGCUUACGUCGCCAACUGGAGCGCCGAGCUGGCCGCCGGCCGCACCACCCCCGACCCCUCAUGGCACACCGAACCCUGCCGUUACGGCUGGGAGUUCAACUCCACCGAGAUUCCCUAUCCGACCAUCUCCAGUGAGUUGGGGUGGGUGUGUGACAAGGACAGCUAUCAAGCCUCUGCGCAGUCAAUCUUCUUCGUCGGCUCCAUCGUGGGAGGAUUCUUAAUCGGCUGGAUCGCAGACCGUUUCGGCCGGCUCCCCGCCGCCGCCGUUUGCAACGUGAUCGGGGGUGUUUCUGGCGUCAUCACUAUCUUCACAACAAACUUCGUCCAGUUUGCCGUUUGCAGAUUCUUCAUGGGAAUGUCCUGGGACAACUCCAUGCUGAUGGUGUACCUCUUAGUGCUAGAGGACGUCGCACCAAAAUAUAGAACGAUCAUAGCGAAUCUGCCGUUCGCUAUUUUCUAUACUAUUGCAGUUUGUAUUUAUCCAUGGAUAGCUCUCGCUUGUAAUAAUUGGAAAGUAUUUUCUCUGGUCACGAGUAUACCGAUGACAUUUGCGGUGUUGACACCUUUUGUGAUGCCAGAGAGUCCCCGAUGGCUCUUGUCAAUCGGGCGUGUAGAUGACGCGAUUAAAAAAAUCCAGAGAAUUGGUCAAGUUAACAAGAAAGAAGUGUCCUCGAAGCUGAUCGAACAAUUCAAAACAAGCCUUUCUAAACAGAAAGUAGAGGCCAAAUACGGUGCAGUUGAUCUUUUUAAGCGAUCUCUUCUUAGGAACAUGUUCAUCUGCAUAUGUGUCGGAUAUAUGUGUUGCAUGAUAACAUUUGAUUCUUUAAUAAGAAGCAUAGGGCAGCUAGAGUUCGACUUUUUUGUAUCGUUUUCGGUUAUUUCUUUUACUGAGUUUCCUUCUUUGGCGCUGGUCUCAUUUAUCUUAGACCUGACAGGGCGAAAGUGGUUGUCAGUGUUGACGUUCACUAUCGCUUGUGUGUUCAGUGUGCUAACAGCGUUCUUGGGUGGUGGAUUGUCGUCAGUUCUCUGUGCGGUGGUGGCCAGGUUUGCUAUCAACAUAACUUGCAACACGGUCAUGCAAUGGGCCACUGAGAUGCUGCCGACGGCUGUGAGAGGCACAGGAAUGUCUAUUGUACAUAUCUGUGGCUACGUUGCGACUGUCAUUUCGCCUUUCAUAGUGUACUUGGAAAUUUAUUACACGUGGCUGCCGCUCGUGAUCGUGGGUGGGGUGGCAGGAUUCGGGUCUGUGAUAGUCUUAGGUCUUCCAGAAACGGCUUCAAAAGAACUUCCUCACACCUUUGAAGACGCAGAAACCUUGAUCAGAGAUUCUAAGUUCAUUGAAAUACCGUGUUUGAUGAAUAAGAAGAGCCAAGCAGAGGGUCAUGAGAAUAAUUCUUUUGAAAUGUAGUGUGUCAAAACUUUGUGAAUGCGUUUAUAUGGAAAAUAAAUGUCGAAUAAAAGAUGAAUGAUGGAUGUGUUUACCUAGAUAAUCUUUAGAGUGGCCAACUUGGGCAUCAAACCCUGAUCUCUCAUCAAACUAAGCCUCCUUAAACAAAAUCCGUAUACGGUAGGUAUACUUACUCUACUGUACUUUUCUCUGAACUUUUUAAUUAUUUCAAAGAGUUCAUAUGAAUUAAUGAUUGUGUCUAAAAUAUCGUUUUGUAUUUCAUUGAAUCGUGUGUAACAAUGUACCUACUUGUGUUGUGUAUGAAUUUUCGAAACGGAGAAAUAAAAAUAAACUGUUUA
Molecule: messenger RNA, 3322 nt
Organism: Cydia pomonella (codling moth)
Lineage: Eukaryota; Metazoa; Arthropoda; Insecta; Lepidoptera; Tortricidae
Product: carcinine transporter-like
Exons: 1
Coding region: 1251-2984 (577 amino acids)
Biological process (GO): transmembrane transport
Cellular component (GO): membrane
Molecular function (GO): transmembrane transporter activity
Source: RefSeq, a predicted model, not a curated record